AUAAACAUUUAAUAAUUUUCUUGUCGUCAACAAUUAGGUAAAGUUUAAUCAUCAACCAGUACAAUCAUUUAUAUAUCUUUAUGAUUGAUUUAUUAAUCAAUUUUUCAUUUGUUACUAUUUGACAAAGUACACAUGUAGGCUCAUGAUAUGAUACAUGAUGUCACAUAACUAUAGUAAAUUCUAUAUUAGGUACAACAUAGUCAACAACCACUAUCGAAUGCAAUUUCAUAUUGGUUCAACCGCAAUCUCACCCAACUCUACGUCUAGUACAUAUAUAUACAUGCUAACAUAUAGUACUAGGACACAACUUAAAACACACUAAGUCGAUUUUUACUUUACAUAUAAUUAUGUCGGAACAAACGUACAUGUACGCCUACGUAACGCUGCCUCAUCAUGACCAGAGCGAAUGGUACUCACAGAAAUGUUACAGGGACGGAAGACGGGUGGUGUUGGCAAGCUAUGACUUGAAGGGACCAGGGAGAUUCAGUUUCAAAGAGAAGCUUAGGAAGUCGGCUAAAGGAAUGAACGAGGCGGCUGAGCAGUGGGUUUCAGAAGUACGGAGAGGUACGACCAAAAGACGUUUUGCGAUCAGAGUUUUAAGGACAAAACUUGGCUUCUAUUCUUUCUUCCUUCGUAGUGUCGGAUGUAUUACGUCUUGUUUAGGCCAUAGAGAUGUUUUCGUGAAGUAAUUAAACAAACCCUAAAGCAUUUAUCUACACAGGUAAGUAUUUAAUUUCAUAUAUAUACACAGUGUGUGUUUUCAAAGGAGAGUUUCGUGUGUAUACUUCAGUAUUUAACUUGGAAACUUUGUGAGUGAUUUACGGUUUGGAUGGUCUUGCAACUUAUUGUAUGUAUGUAUAUAUGUAAUCAAAACCAUUUAUGGAGUUGAGAAUUAUAGCUAAAUUUUUGUGCUACACUGAUUUUACUAGUUAAUUGUGUCCAAUAGAAUUAAACAUUUUUAGAACUAUUAUAGCUAAAUUUUUUGUACUACACUGAUUUCUGUUAUCAACAAAAGUCAAACAAGAAUGAUAAAUUUAGUCUCAGUGCAGUCGACAUCACUACGUCCACUUUUAUACAAUGUUAAUUUUGCCUCAAAACAAAAUUGAUUCACACCUAAGUUCACGGCGUCAGUCAUAUCUCUUCUUCUGUUGUUUUCAAUAACCUGCGAAAGUCUAUCUCUUCCGAUCACGUCGAAAGUCUAACCACACAAUGAUUUUGUAACGAUGUACUUCAAUUACUAAUCCGUUACUAAUAAUUAUAUGUUUCUUUAAUUCUCAUUUUCACACUAAUUUUCCAAAUAUUACCAUAGAUUAUGCAAAUGAUUUCAUUGAACAUAAAUAUACAACUUCUCUCAACUCACACGCAAAAAAUAAAAUUACUUAAGUAGAAAGUGUAGAUAAAUAAAUUUUCAAAAAAUGUUCACCAUAUUUGUAUCCAGACAAAGAAUAAAAUGAAAACAAAAUCAAACAAAAUUACCAAUGAAAUCUAACAAGAACAAUUGUGUGUUUACGCAUAACAAACCAUAUGAUCAUCUAAAAUAAUGAAAUCAACCAAUUGGAAG
This is a messenger RNA of Brassica napus (rape), 1561 nucleotides long. RefSeq lists its product as uncharacterized. The record is from RefSeq and is a predicted model, not a curated record. NCBI's taxonomy places the organism in Eukaryota, Viridiplantae, Streptophyta, Magnoliopsida, Brassicales, Brassicaceae. Bases 348 to 689 code for a protein of 113 amino acids. The transcript has a single exon.